AUGGUGGUUGUUCGAAAACGAGAUAGAAGCUCAUUGUCGUCACCUCUUCCGCUUGUCAGCACGGGGCGCAACAGAAGCAUUGCGACGUCUAGUCCUUUCAUUUAUGAACAAAACAUGCCUCCGAAACCAUGGAUGAUCCGAAGGUCUUCUCAUUCGUCUUCGAGCAUCCCUCGCUAUGCAGAUUAUACAAAGCAAAUGGACGAUGAUGAUGGCAAUAGAUCUUGGAAGUUAUUGGGAUGCUUGGUCCUUUGUCUGGCUCCUUGGAUCCCGGUAUCUGGACACUAUAAUGCUAUGCAACAACAAAAACAACUGGUAGAUCUUGCAAUCGAAGAGCACCAACAAACAGCAGAUCAACUACAUCUGUUGGCAGAUGAAAUCACAUCAGCCAAGAAAGAUUUGCGAGAAACGACAGCGCGAAACGACAAUUCAUAUAAACGACUGAAGGAUCUGCAUAUGGCACUAGAUUUAGAGAAUGAGAAAUAUUUGGCCACGGAACAAAUGGAAGAAGUGCUGUUGGAGCGGGUUGAUAGGAUCGAAAGACUCAUUCAAAAAUAUGACAGGGAAGAUCUGGAAUCACGAUACGGAAAAAAUCAAAUCAGAGUAGAAAUCGAGCUACUAAUGGAAGACAACAGUCUUGCCAGUGUUGUUGUGGAGUUGAAUUCAAAGAAAAUGCCUCACGCUUCGAACCACUUUGUAAAGAUGGCAGAGCAAAGCCUUUGGGAUGGAAUGCCUCUAAUUCGAGGAAUGGAAGAUCGUCUUGUUGCUAGUCCGUCGGCUUUGGAUGAGCACCAUCGAUCAGGUCUGUCAAAGCUCGAGAAUGCUAAUUUAACGCAUCUUGGAUUUCAGGAGUACACCAAACCAAUAUUACAAAAGUAUUCCGUUGCGUUUGCUGGAGGACGACCUGCGGGCCCGGUUUUUGUAAUUCGAAUGUCGGAAACCAAGGGAGAAGAUGAACAACACGAGGCAACGUUUGCCACGGUUGUAAAAGGGCACCAGGCGUUGGAAGAUAUAAUGCAUCGAACAGUGGACCAUGGGGAGAUUAAAAUGAAGCAUGUGCGCGUUGUCACUUCAUCAUCAAAGCGGUGA
This is a messenger RNA of Cylindrotheca closterium, 1086 nucleotides long. NCBI's taxonomy places the organism in Eukaryota, Bacillariophyta, Bacillariophyceae, Bacillariales, Bacillariaceae. The record is from the annotation of a GenBank genome assembly.